This is a messenger RNA of Penaeus monodon (black tiger shrimp), 1065 nucleotides long. RefSeq names its product histone H3.v1-like. NCBI's taxonomy places the organism in Eukaryota, Metazoa, Arthropoda, Malacostraca, Decapoda, Penaeidae. The record is from RefSeq and is a predicted model, not a curated record. The transcript is spliced from 3 exons. Bases 624 to 941 code for a protein of 105 amino acids.
GUGCAAGUGCACACACUAAUCGCCGCGUGCGAGUGCGUGAGUGGAUCUAUGUACACACGCAACGCCCACGGGUAUAUGUGAGCACGCGCGCUGAUUUAAAUAAUUUUAGGUAAAUCGAAACUAUAUACGAUGAAGUUCCUUGGGCAAGGUCUAUUUAUCCACUGGGUGGGACCAUCACUGAUUUGGUGGUCCCAAGCCCGGAUAAGUAAAGAGAAUGAUUACCUAAAAGGAAACACCGGCACUCUCCGUGGAAAGGAACUGGGGACCCUACCACGUACUCACUCCAAGAGCAUCACAACAUGAAAACUACAUUUAAGUAUAAUGAUGUGACCACGGCAGCUCAAACAUGAACCUAUCGUAAAAAAAAAAAAUAAUAAUAAUAAUAACAAUAAUAAUAAUGUGUGUGUGCGUGUGUAAAAUCAAUACAAGGAAAUUAUCUGCUUUCCCUUAGCAGAUCGCCGGCUGUGUCGUCAUGGCAACCAGUGUAAACAACUCGACCAGGCCGCCAACGACUCGACAGUUGAUUCGGUCUAAAUCUUUCUGAUCCAAACUUUCGAAAAAUAAAAAAGAGACUCGACUUACUGUGACGGUCAUCUGCUCUAUCGGUAAUUAAUUUUGGCACUAUGACGUCACGACGGCCCUCCCUGCUCCCCCCUGGUCGCGAAAGCCACUCGAGCUCUCUGGACGGACGGCGACGGUCCAGUGUCAGACUCUCCAAUGCGCAGCUGGAGAACAUGAAGACGUCUCAGGAGGAACAGCAGCACCAACAGGCAGAAGGCGCAGGAGACGAGCUGGAGGAGGAGGAGGAGGAAGAGGAGGAGGACGAGGAGGAGGAGGACUUGUACCAGAUGGAUCAGCAGUCAACUGACUUGUCUUCUGAUUACUGGCAGAUACACAAGAUGGUCAAGGUGAGGGGGGGGGGAGGGGAAGGAUGGUGUUGAUGAUUAAUGCUGUUGAUGAUGGUGAUAGACGCUAUGAUAAUGAUGAUGUAGGAGCUUCCCGGUUUUAAUGAAGUUGUGUUCAGUUUUCUGUUUUAAGCAAGUAGAGAGGCCAGUAUAUGCGGCG